Molecule: messenger RNA, 1455 nt
Organism: Trichogramma pretiosum
Lineage: Eukaryota; Metazoa; Arthropoda; Insecta; Hymenoptera; Trichogrammatidae
Product: toll-interacting protein B-like
Exons: 6
Coding region: 385-1233 (282 amino acids)
Biological process (GO): ubiquitin-dependent protein catabolic process
Cellular component (GO): cytoplasm
Molecular function (GO): ubiquitin binding; ubiquitin conjugating enzyme binding
Source: RefSeq, a predicted model, not a curated record
UCGAGCAGGUUGGCUUGCCGCAAAGCACGCAUAUAGCAACAUGAGCUUCUCGGGUAUUGUGACACUUGUGACGCGCGCUGUCAUUCCACACAUAUCUCAAUAGCUAUAUGCCGUGCAAAACGUUCUAGAGUUGCUCGUCAGCCGCAGCUGUUCACGACAACAACAACAUUAUUGACACUUCGCAACGAGUAGUUCUUACGAAGCUACUAGUCCUAACGAGUGUCAUGCCUGAUAGCUGCACUUUGCUCCGUUAAAAAAAAAGAAAUAAUCUAGAGGCCUUUUGGAUGAGACUGAAUCGUACAGCCUUAAGCAUCGAAGUAGUCGUCUACUCGCAACAAAGAUUUUCAUCGAGAGACACAAUAAUACGCAAAACAUAGCAACGACAUGGAAGGCACAAAAAAACGUCUCACUGAUGAGUGGAGAGAACGAGCCAUGUUGGGUGAAUUGCCUGCUAAUUUUCUGAGAUUGGAUGAUGGAACUAAUGACUUGACCGAGAGUCAGGCAAGAUCGAGGGAUCAUGAAUCUGCAGCUGCCCAUGCCAUGCUUCAAAUGCAAAAUCAGACCAUGUGUUCGAUGGGCAGACUCACUAUUACAGUUGUACAAGCCAAAUUAGUUAAAAAUUAUGGACUAACUGGAAUGGAUCCUUAUGUAAGAUUAAGAGUUGGCCAUACAAUAUAUGAAACUCAUACAGAUAGAAAAGGUGGUAAAAACCCCCAUUGGAAUAAAGUCAUUCAAGUCUUCCUUCCACCUGGAAUCAAACAAAUUUAUGUAGAAAUUUAUGAUGAAUGCUCUUUUACAAUGGAUGACUUGAUUGCAUGGGGACACAUUACUAUUCCAUCCCAAGUAUUAGAAAAGGGAACAACUUAUGAAGACUGGUAUUUAUUAAGUGGAAAACAAGGAGAUGAUCAAGAAGGGUCCAUCAAUGUAGUUUUAAGUUAUGAGGUAAGGGUACCAAGACCUUACAUGGGUAUGGCUUCAAAUGUGGUGAUGGUGCCAUCAACAAAUCCAACCAACAGUAUGAUUCCAUUUGCUCCUGUAAAUGUUUAUACACAGCCUCCAGUCAAUCCUGAGAUGAAUGUUUUGCCAAGUUCAAGACCUCAAGCUGAAGAAGAAUUAAAACAGCUUAAUGAAAUGUUUUCAAACAUAGAUCCAGAAGUAAUCAAAUCAGUUUAUGAUGUGAAUGGUGGUAGAAAAGAUGUGACUGUGAAUUCGCUCUUACAAAUGAUUGAAUAAAAUAUUUUAAUUUCAAGAUACAUUUUUUCAAAUGCAACCAAAUAUAUUCAACUUGUAUCACUUGUGUCAUUAAAGUAAAUUUUGAUGUAUAAGUAUUCAUACCUUUCAAGAUGUUACAUAUGUCUACGUUAUAUUGUUUAUGUUAUAACUCUAUAUUAUUAUUACUUUUAUCAUUUGUUUCCAGCUAAAAAUUUAAAAUAAGAAAAGAAUGAAAAUCUGAAA